Dentiscutata erythropus is the source of this 744-nucleotide messenger RNA. Lineage: Eukaryota; Fungi; Glomeromycota; Glomeromycetes; Diversisporales; Gigasporaceae. The record is from the annotation of a GenBank genome assembly.
AUGAAAAAAACAUCUUGUAACCUUGUAAUAUCAUACCUAUUCUUUAUAUUGCUUAGCUUUUUCAUUAUAUCAACAUCAACGGAAUCAACCUUGCAGAUUACUAAUUGUACAAACUUGCAGCUUACACCUAACACUGCUAAAUGUACAAAUUUUACCUAUACAGAGAGUGCAAACAAUACCCAAUCACAACCUUAUGUAAUUGAUAUUCAAUUUUAUGAUGACGGAACAACCCUCAUCCAUCUUGUUAUAGAUCGUCCAAAAACACCAGAUUGUUUUGAACCCACAUUAAUCAUAAGAAUCAUCCAUUUAGAUGGAUCCGUCACUGAAAUUGAUAAGAAUUUUGAGAAUUUAACUCUUGAUUCUGUGGAUUAUUGUUUAUUUAACAGCACAAUUACUGGAAAAAUGGUGAAUCCUAUUUUAAUACGACCCUUAAGUCAACAAUUUAUAUUAGUGAGUUAUUUGGAUACACAUGAUAGGUGGGGAGCUGUUCUGAAUUGGAAAGGCGAAAAAUUAAGUGAUGUUAAUGGAAAUUCAUCAGUGUUGACUGAUAACGCUAUUGAUAUAGGUUUCUUUAAAGUUGCCCUUUUUACGUCAUUGGCCACCAUUGAUGAAGGUUAUGCAAUAUUGUAUGCCAAAUAUUCGUUCGAUGAAACCGAUUAUAUGAAUUCACUUGGUGGAUUAUAUGUUAGCUUUAUAGGUACAAUACAACCACCAUGGGCAAUUCUUUCCUUCUUUUUCAAAUAA